Molecule: messenger RNA, 2080 nt
Organism: Diachasmimorpha longicaudata
Lineage: Eukaryota; Metazoa; Arthropoda; Insecta; Hymenoptera; Braconidae
Product: sorting nexin-7-like
Exons: 6
Coding region: 139-1566 (475 amino acids)
Biological process (GO): protein transport; piecemeal microautophagy of the nucleus; reticulophagy
Cellular component (GO): early endosome; phagophore assembly site
Molecular function (GO): phosphatidylinositol binding
Source: RefSeq, a predicted model, not a curated record
CAACGCCAAACACAAACGUUCUGUCAAAGGUUCGCAGUUCUACUUGUACUAUGGCGCACUUUGGAUUGAUACAGUGAAGUGUAUUAGAUUAAUUCAAUUAAUGUUAUCGGUAGCUACUGCUGCUUGAUAAUCGCAAUUAUGAUGACACCCAGUGAACACGUGAAUGAGGAGUUUGGUGUUAAUAUUGGUGAACAUAACUCGAAACUUCCUGAGGUCGGUACCAUUUCACCAGGUACCAUCAAACAUGAGUCUCGUGAGCCUGACUUUAUGUCGAAUUACAGCACUUCUGUGGAAGGCUCAGUGGUUGCAUCGCCAUCAAUCGACAGUUUCUCAACUCUUCCCGAACAAGAUUCUUCGGACUUUCAACUGGAUAACAGAGAUUUGCAAGUUAAGAUUGAUAAUCCACAGAAACACUUGGAGACUUUGGAGACGUACAUAACAUUUCGCAUCACAACGCGGACUACGAGGCCUGAAUUUGAGGAGUCGGAAUACGUUGUUCGGAGACGAUACAAUGACUUCAUUUGGCUGAGGCAGAAACUUGUGGAAACAUAUCCGUCUCACAUAAUUCCUCCAAUGCCAGGUAAACAUUCUCUCCUGGCACAGCUCGAUCGCUACUCGAAAGAGUUCAUAAUCGCCAGAAUGAAACUCUUGCAUGUGUUUUUAAAUCGCAUCGUCAAUCACCCGAUUCUAAGUUGCGACAAAGAAUUGAAGGGUUUUUUAACAGCUAAACCAGCUGAAUUUUCCAUUAUCAGGAAGAAUCGUGGAAAUGUCAUGGGAAAAAUGACUGAUUCCUUUCAAAAUAUUGCCAGUACUUACUCGAUGAAACAGAAGAAUCCGGAGUUUGAGAAGACGAGGGAUUAUUGCAAUGCAUUGUGCGAAAAAUUGUCUCAUAUCGAUAAGAUCAAUCAUCGAAUACAUAAGGAGAGGCAAGAAUAUGUCAUUGAGCUCCAUCAGAUGCACCCCAUCUUCACUCAAUGGUCAACAUCUGAACCAGAAUUGGCUCCACUUCUGUUGACGAUUGCUCGGGCUGUUGAGGCUAAUGGGGCAGCUCAUCACAAAUUCGUGGAUAAUGUUUCUGCUAGUGAACGUGAAUACAUUGCUUAUGUGGAAUCUGUCAAGGAUGCAUUAACGAGACGAGAUCAAAUGCAGCUGGAGUAUGAGUUAACGAUGGAUGAAUUGUCUAAGAAGCGACAUGAGAAAGACCAGUUGCUGGACUCAACUAAUAGCACUCCAAGAUCGCAAGGAUGGAGUGGAACCCUCUGGAAAGGUGAAUCUCGGGAUGAAAAACUUGAGAGACUCGGUCAGACUGUCCCACGUUUAGCCAAGCGUUCGGAGAUCCUCCAGGAUCGUUUAGAAUGCACCAAUGAGAAUCUUCGGAGUGACAUUGAACGUUGGAACGUCGAAAAACAGUGUGAGUUGAAGAAUAUGAUGGUAUCAAUGGCAGACAGACAAAUUCAGCUGUACGAGGAUUGCAUGAAGAGCUGGGAGAAUAUUCUAGUCAAUCUCAAGUUCGAUGGGAUGAGCCCUGACAUAAAGCAAGUCGAGAAGACUAAGAUUUUAGCGUAAUUUAUUGAAAAUAUCUCGGUCUCGCUGUUUUCAAUGUCACUUUUGCCUCAUAUUCGGAAGGGAUUUCCCUUUUAUUUGUAAAGUACACAAAAUGAAGAACUAUUGGAUCGAUGGAAGAAUCAAUAAAUGGGACCAAAUGCCGAAUGGAUUGGAGUUGAUAAGAAUUGAAAUAUUGAAUCACUGACAAUCACUUUCAGUUUAUAGUGAGUGUACUGUCGUUAGUAGUGAAUUAAAUAGUUUAGCUGGAGAGUAAAUAACAGGAGAUAAUUUUCACUCACUAUAAACGUUAAUUCACUUUCUUUGUCGUUUCUUGUUCUUCGAUGGUGUAGAAUAGGAAACAUAGAUUGGAUAGAUCAAUUAAUUGCUGGGUAUUCAACGGUUGAAUGAAAAUAAUAUCCAGCUUUGAAUCUCAUUACUUAUGUUCUUAAAUGUUUAUAUCACAGUUGCCAAAUAUUGGUAUUCGUGUUGUUGCAAGAGUGGAGGGUGAAAUAAAAUAGCAGCCUGAUUCAUCAAA